This is a messenger RNA of Psylliodes chrysocephalus, 453 nucleotides long. The record is from the annotation of a GenBank genome assembly. NCBI's taxonomy places the organism in Eukaryota, Metazoa, Arthropoda, Insecta, Coleoptera, Chrysomelidae.
AUGAAUAAUAGUACGUCUACCAUGUUUAGUGAAAAAGGAAAUAAAUUAAUUGUCUUAAAUAAUUUUAAGUUUUCCAAAGCUAAUACUAGCAAAUGUGGAAAGAUUCGAUGGAAAUGCUGUAACGCUAAAUGUACAGCUAGAGUGUACUCCCACGUUUCCAAUGAAGACGUAAUAAUAGAGGUCAAAGCAGAACAAAAUCAUGGUGUUGCAAUGAAUCUUGCAAGAAAUGCAGUGAGUAAUAGUGUUAAAAGAAAAGCAACUUGUGAUCCAGCUGAGAAACCAGCAAAAUUAAUAAUUCGAGAGUUGCAAUCAAAUAAUUUUGCGGAGAACAUAAACUCAGAAGAUAUCAAUCGAAUAAGAAAAAAUAUGCAUAUGAGGCAAGAAGAAAAAUCUUGCAAAUAUAGCCUAAAAACCAAGAAGAGGUGUUCGAUACUGUUCUCAAAUUACAUCUGA